ACGCGUUAGCCUUUCUCCAGAAAUCGGAGGCUUGAUAAAUUAUUCACAAAGGAUUGCCACUCGGCUAGAGGUUGGCGAGAGCAAAUAACGUAGGCCAUCGGAAGGCCACCCGUCAUAAUUAAUGGUUUAAUUUUCCAAAGAAGGCAUAAUUUGCCUUUUUACGCGAAUUUCAAAACGGCUACCUGAAGAAAAUUGGGGCAAACCCACUCACGUAGCAAUGAGUGGGUAUCUGGGCGAUCUCUCUGCCUCUCAACAGAAGUGCCUUGAGGAAUUUAAAGGAAUGUUAACAACAGAGGCAAUAACUGAUGAGGCAACUAUGCUGAGAUUUUUACGGGCACGCAGUUUUGACACAAAGGCUGCCUACAACCAAUAUAUUCAGACAAGGGAAUGGCGUAUGAACAAUGAUAUAGAUCAUAUCCUUGAACGAGAUAGACCAUUAGAUGAAGAAAUGAAAAAGAUCGUAUCCUGCAGUUUUCACAAAUACGAUAAACUCGGACGCCCCUGUUAUAUUGAACACACAGGAAGAACUGACACCACUGCCCUGAUGAAGCUUCCUCAAGACCAAUUUAUAGGAUGGCACAUUUGGAACAAUGAAAGACAAAUUCAAAGAAUGAUGGAACUUUCCUCAAAAUUUGGACAACCAAUAGAAACAAUGGUUCAUAUUCAUGAUAUGGCCGGAGCAAGUAUGUUUCUAAGGAAAACCUUGAAUUUCUUCAAAAGAAUAGCAAAACUUGAUCAAGAUUACUACCCUGAAAGAAUGGGAAAGCUAGAAGUUAAAGACAAUCCACAACUUAUAGAGCAGACAGUAGGACCCAAGAAAUCUUUUACUUACAAGGUAAACUGUGACAACAAGAAAGGUGACACGUCUAUAGCGUGGUAUUUUAAAGCUACAAGUAAAGAUAUUCAAUUUGGACUUAAAUUCAAGGCCAAGCCUCAUUCAGGAUGGAAAGACAAUGAAAAUGAAAUUGAAGAAAUCUGGGUGGAGGAACUGGAGCCAAUUUCAGAAUGUGAUACAUCAGUGACUGGUUUCUACACUCCGCCUUGUCCUGGUAUCUGCACCUUGGUAUGGGACAAUUCAAACUGCAAGUGGCUCUCAAGAACAAUCAAGUACCACGUCAUGGUCAGCGAGGUAGAUUCUGAUGAAGAAAUUUCAACCAAUGGCAACAAAGAAAAUUCCUAAACAGCAAGUAUUGUUAAAGGUGUCUUCUAGAAUACUAUAUUCAUUCACGCAGAUGAGGAGCUGGAGAUGUCCAUGGUGUGAUAGUGGGUGAGGGUAAAGGCAGAAUCAAUCAUUGCUUAAUAGCAUCUCAAACAAGUACUUUGGUGUAAACAUACUACUCUUUGAAAAUAUAACAAGACAGGCUCUUGUUUUAUCUUACUGUUAGCCAGUACUCACUUUACUCAGUAUCUAUCAUAGAAUAGAUACUGAGUUUUGUAGCCAAUCAGAUUGCAGCAUUUUAGAUAGAUAGUGAGUUGUAUAGCCAAUUAGAUUGCAGCAUUUUAAAGAGACUAUCAUUAAGAAGAUCUGUACCAUUUACUCAUAAGUGAAAGAGUCAGUAAGGAAGUAGACAAUUUUUUCGAUAACAUGCCAGGCUAAUAGUCUUUCAGUAUGCUGCUGUUCUGUAUUGCAUGAAGUUUGUUUGAUUUUUUUUUUUUAAUUUUAAUGUUGAGCACCUGGUUUUGAGAUAACUUAUGAUGCAUAAGGAUUGAAGAUUGAUGAGUUCUUAAACCCUCUAGAAUACCUUCCACGGGAAUUUGUAAGGGAAUCUUUGUGGCAGUUAUCUUAUAUUGAGACUAUACACCUCAAAAUUGGUAGAAAGAGUUGAUCUUAUUCCCGCUAUUGAUCUUAUUGAUUGUAAAAUUUUUUUCAUUUUGAGUAUUGAAGUGUUUGAUAUAUAACAUAACGGAAGCUGAAUUAUGCGAGCAUUUUGAUUG
Molecule: messenger RNA, 1935 nt
Organism: Stylophora pistillata
Lineage: Eukaryota; Metazoa; Cnidaria; Anthozoa; Scleractinia; Pocilloporidae
Source: RefSeq, a predicted model, not a curated record